AACAAUCAUUAAUGCUUAAGUGUCAAAGUCAUGAUACGAGAGUAAACCAAAACAAAUCAUAUCAAAUGUGAAUCAAGUGUUGUUGAAGCAACUAAAAAAUAACAGCCAUUGAAAUGAGUUCCGAAUCGCAAAAUACAGUAGAAAAUUCCGAUUUUUUGUCAUUCAACACAAAUCGAACGAAUGAUGAUGGCAAAAAUAAUCGAAAUAAUUUCCAAUAUCGGCCGUACAAUCGGAAUCGAAACCAGCGAAAUCCAAAUUUCCGACACAAUCAAUACAUGGGCGGUCCAAAUGAAGGCGAUCCACAAUUUUCACCAGCCAAUUUCAGUAGUCCGGUUAGUGGUUAUCAGCAUCGAGGUUUUCGGCCACAUCACAUGAAUCAGUUUCCAAAUCAACGCAAUUUCACACCAUACAAAAAAUUUGGAGGUAAUCAUCAUCGCGGUGGUGGUGGUGGCGGCCAUGGUUCGCCAAGAGAUAUACCGAUCCAGCAAUAUUUUCAUAAGACCAUGCUCGAAGAUCCAUGGGCUGAUUGCCAUAAAUUCAAUGGUACAGCAAACGAAACUAACUGUCAAACUGAACCCGUACCGACUGAAUUAACCGUAGAAACUUGAGCAUUUUUUGUGUAUGGAAUAAAACUCUUUUUCUGAUAAACAA
Messenger RNA from Contarinia nasturtii (swede midge), 651 nucleotides. RefSeq lists its product as uncharacterized. The coding region runs from base 114 to 608 and encodes 164 amino acids. The transcript has 2 exons. NCBI's taxonomy places the organism in Eukaryota, Metazoa, Arthropoda, Insecta, Diptera, Cecidomyiidae. The record is from RefSeq and is a predicted model, not a curated record.